AUGAAAGUUCUCAGCUGGAUUUCCUACGCCCUCUUUGCCGCUGUUGCGGUUGUCGCUGAAGAGAAGGUCCCGCCCACGGAGCUCCAGAUUGAGACCACUUUCUUACCGGAGGAUUGCCCGAACAAGGCUCAGAAGGGGGAUCAUGUUGAGGUUCACUAUACUGGAACUCUGUUCUCGAACGGAAACAAGUUCGACUCAAGUCUUGACCGUGGCCAACCCCUUCCUUUGACGCUCGGUGUCGGUCAAGUCAUCCAAGGAUGGGACCAGGGUCUGCAGGGAAUGUGCUUGAACGAGAAGCGGACGUUGACCAUUCCUUCCAACAUGGCUUACGGCUCUCGCGGUGCCGGUGGUGUCAUUCCACCCAACGCCGCUCUCGUCUUCACCGUCGAGUUGGUCGGCCUCACACCCACUGCCCGCGACCGUGAAGAGCUGUAG
Cyclocybe aegerita is the source of this 435-nucleotide messenger RNA. NCBI's taxonomy places the organism in Eukaryota, Fungi, Basidiomycota, Agaricomycetes, Agaricales, Hemipholiotaceae. The record is from the annotation of a GenBank genome assembly.